AUGGAAUCUUACGAGAGUGUACUUUUAGUUAAAUCUGAAGUCUCUGUGUAUAAAAUUCCUCCAAGGGCAUCCAAUCGAGGUCACAGAGCUGCAGAUUGGAAUCUUCAAGAACCGUCAUGGACAGGGAGAAUGCGUUUAGUAUCUCAAGGUGACUCGAUAACGAUAAAACUAGAGGAUAAAAUGACUGGAGAGUUGUUUGCUAAGUGUCCUAUUGAUACGUAUCCUGGCGCAGCUGUUGAGCCGGUGACUGAUUCAUCACGGUACUUUGUGCUGAAAAUUCAAGACGACAAUGGACGAGCAGCUUUCAUUGGUGCGGGAUUUUUAGAUAGAUCUGACAGCUUUGAUCUAAACGUAGCCCUACAAGAUCAUUUCAAGUGGUUGAAAAAUCGCGAACAAAUUGAGAAAGAAAAAGAUCAGCCUAAGCCUGAGCUGGAUCUCAGGUUUAAGGAAGGAGAAACGAUUAAAAUAAAUAUGAAAAUCACUAAAAAAGAUGGCAGUGAAGCUUCAUCAAAGUCAAAACGUCCUCAAGUAGGACUAGGUCUUCCACCACCCCCAGGAGGUGUCAAAAUAGCACCACCUCCUCCAAAAACUCCGACUUCCUCGCCAGCUCACAAACCAGCUGGUAAUCCGCAACAAGGUUCUGAAUGGGGUGAGUUCGCUAGUGCUUCACAGCAACAACAACAACAACAACAGCAACAGCCUCCAGCUGCAUCUCCAGGUUCCGUUUCCAAUGCUAGUUGGGUACAAUUUUAA
Messenger RNA from Cotesia congregata, 753 nucleotides. The record is from the annotation of a GenBank genome assembly. Lineage: Eukaryota; Metazoa; Arthropoda; Insecta; Hymenoptera; Braconidae.